Jaculus jaculus (lesser Egyptian jerboa) is the source of this 2845-nucleotide messenger RNA. It is a transcript of the gene Wars1, whose product is annotated as tryptophanyl-tRNA synthetase 1. Gene Ontology annotation, cellular component: cytoplasm. Gene Ontology annotation, biological process: tryptophanyl-tRNA aminoacylation. The transcript has 11 exons. The coding region runs from base 199 to 1626 and encodes 475 amino acids. The record is from RefSeq and is a predicted model, not a curated record. NCBI's taxonomy places the organism in Eukaryota, Metazoa, Chordata, Mammalia, Rodentia, Dipodidae. Gene Ontology annotation, molecular function: tryptophan-tRNA ligase activity; ATP binding.
CCCCGCCCAACCUGGGAGAACAACCAAUGGUGAGGUGGCUAUACCGGAAGUGGUUCCGGCCGGACGUCGUUUCCAAGGACGCCCAGAACCCGUGUUUGAGCCGGCGGUGCUGACGCGCCCAAUAGGGCCGGAGACUUGUUGUGACUACUGAAGAAGACCUCCGAGCCCUAGCCAUCUGUGAGCCGAGAGCGCUGGAAGAUGGCAGAUGUGCCCAAUGGUGAGCCCUGUGCCUCUCCACUGGAGCUGUUCAACAGCAUAGCCGCCCAGGGGGAGCUCGUAAGGUCCCUCAAAGCUGGAAAGGCAUCAAAAGAUGAGAUUGAUUCUGCAGUAAAGAUGUUGUUAUCAUUAAAAAUGAGCUAUAAAGCCUCCAUGGGUGAAGAUUACAAGGCUGACUGCCCGCCAGGGAACCCAGAAGCUAAGAAUAAUAGUGUCCCACAUGUCACAAAAGCUAAUGAGGAUUUCGUGGACCCAUGGACAGUACGGACAAGCAGUGCAAAAGGCAUCGACUAUGACAAGCUCAUUGUUCAGUUCGGAAGCAGUAAGAUUGACAAAGAGCUGAUAAACCGAAUAGAGAGAGCCACCGGCCAGAGACCACACCGCUUCCUGCGCAGAGGCAUCUUCUUCUCACACAGAGAUAUGAAUCAAGUUCUCGAUGCCUAUGAAAACAAGAAGCCAUUUUAUCUGUACACGGGCAGGGGCCCCUCUUCAGAAGCAAUGCAUGUAGGCCAUCUUAUCCCAUUUAUUUUCACAAAGUGGCUACAGGAUGUGUUCGACGUUCCCUUAGUGGUCCAGAUGUCCGAUGACGAGAAGUACCUGUGGAAAGAUCUGACCCUGGAGCAGGCACACAGCUAUGCUCUGGAAAACGCCAGGGACAUCAUCGCCUGUGGCUUUGACAUCAACAAGACUUUCAUCUUCUCUGACCUGGAGUUCAUGGGGCAAAGCCCAGGCUUCUAUAAGAACGUGGUGAAGAUUCAGAAGCACGUCACUUUCAACCAAGUGAAAGGCAUCUUUGGCUUCACUGACAGUGACUGCAUUGGGAAGAUCAGUUUUCCUGCUGUCCAGGCUGCACCCUCCUUCAGCAACUCAUUCCCACAGAUCUUCCAAGACAGGACAGAUAUCCAGUGCCUCAUCCCGUGUGCCAUUGAUCAGGAUCCUUACUUCAGGAUGACAAGAGAUGUGGCCCCCAGGAUUGGCUAUCCCAAACCCGCCCUGCUGCACUCGACCUUCUUUCCUGCCCUGCAGGGCGCCCAAACCAAGAUGAGUGCCAGUGACCCCAACUCCUCGAUCUUCCUCACCGAUACAGCCAAACAGAUCAAGAGCAAGGUCAACAAGCACGCGUUUUCUGGAGGGAGAGACACCGUGGAGGAGCACAGGCAGUUUGGGGGCAACUGUGAGGUGGACGUGUCCUUCAUGUACCUGACCUUCUUCUUAGAGGACGACGACAAGCUGGAGCAGAUCAGAAAGGACUACACCAGCGGAGCCAUGCUUACUGGUGAGCUCAAGAAGACUCUCAUCGAGGUCCUGCAGCCCCUGAUUGCUGAGCACCAGGCCCGACGCAAGGAGGUCACUGAGGAGAUGGUGAAGGAGUUCAUGACGCCCCGGCAGCUGUCCUUCCACUUUCAGUAACACUCGUUUUCUGUAUGCAUAUAAAGAUGUAAUCUCUCAAUAAUCAUAGCUAUGUCAAAUCACACUCCCAGUAGGCUUCUGUGACAUGAUAAUUCCUGGGCCUGGGUCUGUAAGCCUGUGUGCAUUCUAGAUGCUGUUUCUUCCUGUGCUGCUAGUAUUACCAAGUCAAAUGGAAAAUCUGGCUUAGUAUCUCCCACAAAGAGCCCCGUCUGUGGCCCACAGAGGACUGUCCAUCUAAGAACAGCCCAGAGUUCCAAGUAUAUUCCAAAAUCUGCUCUGUAUAAAAACUGUGUGAUAAACUGAAUAUGAUGUACAUCUGUAGUCCCUGCACUCAAGAGACUGAGGCAAGCAGAUCACAAUCCUUCACAGACCAUCCUGGGCUACCUAGCAAGAUCCUAUCUCAAAAAAAAAAGUUCUGUGUAUGCCUCUGUGGAAUCAAAAAUGUCAUUGUAAAACUAAAAGGUACCUAAGUGCUAUGAAAAAUAGAUGUGGGGAAGCUUAAUGGGGCAAAAGAUAUGUUUAUGUCCAUAACCCCCUCAAAGAAAAAGAGCUAAAAGCUUUGCCUUACACUUGCCUAGGAAAUCAUCCAGCUUCGCACUGGAGGUGCAGUGUGGGGGUGUAGAGCUUACCCACACACAAGGCACUGAGUUCAAGCCUCAACAAAAGAAAAAGAAGGAAGAGGAGUCACUUAGAUUUAAACCUACUUUUAACAUUGGAUAUGGUCCAAUUUGGGCAGUUUAGUGGGGGAAAUCCUUCCAGUUGACUUAACUAAACUGCAGACCAUGCAUGUCAUCCACUCCAGGAAUCAUGCUUGUUUCCUACAACAUACUAACUUUCCCACUGGAUAACCGCACACUCCGCCCUGCAGAACCUAGUGAUGGCUCCCCUCCCAUGCAGUGCUGAGGGCAGAGUUGCCUUGCACAUGCUUUGUUUUGACACUUGAAUGAAGUGGAAGUCGGCACAGAACAGUGCGCUGGCCAUGUCCGGGCCAGUGGGCAUAGGUAGACAGCAAAGCAUGGCAGCAGCCCUCCAGGUCCUGGCAUUUGCCUUGCGGGCUGGCCACAGGAACAACAGGCCUCAUGUGGUCUUGACGGAGCAGAAGCCGUAGCUCAGCCCUGAUGAAGCGGCUGUCCUCUGAAGGGCGGGGCGGGUGCAUUCUUGAGUGCUCCGUGCUUGCCAUCUUCAAGCAAAAAUAAACUUCCUUUUGCUCCUGGUUUUA